GGACUGUGGCUGCAGGAGGCAGGAAAGAAAAAGAGUGGGGUGCUGGGCUGCUCCUCUCUGCUGGGCACUGCUGCUCCGGUCGAUGUUUCCCUGUUGUUUGGUGCAUGAUUAGAGAAGAGGAGGAGUUGGAACCAGCGAGUGUCAGAGGCAGGAGAUAGGGGGGUUUGCGCUGCUGCUGGUGGGGGCCCUUUCUCUGCCUCUCUUCCUCCCCGGCUGUAGCAUCUAGAGCUCUCCCGGCGUUGGCUCUGCUGUCCCCGGGUGGGGGCUCGCAGGCAGAGGGCGCGUGCCUCCCUCGCUCCGUGGUGCGGGGUGUGUGUGUGUUUUCGGGGGGUGGGGGUUGUGUCUGAACCAGUUAGGAAGAAUGACUCUGGAGUCCAUCAUGGCGUGCUGCCUGAGCGAGGAAGCCAAAGAAGCCAGGCGGAUCAACGAUGAGAUCGAGAGGCAGCUCCGCCGGGACAAGCGGGACGCCCGCCGGGAGCUCAAGCUGCUGUUGCUGGGUACGGGAGAAAGUGGCAAAAGCACAUUCAUCAAACAGAUGAGAAUCAUCCAUGGAUCAGGAUACUCUGACGAAGACAAAAGGGGUUUCACAAAACUCGUGUAUCAGAAUAUAUUUACAGCAAUGCAAGCUAUGAUCAGAGCUAUGGAUACACUCAAAAUCCCAUACAAGUAUGAACACAAUAAGGCCCAUGCACAGUUAGUUCGAGAAGUUGAUAUAGAGAAGGUAUCAGCAUUUGAGAAUCCCUACGUAGAUGCAAUAAAGAGUUUAUGGAAUGACCCUGGGAUCCAAGAGUGUUAUGACAGACGGCGGGAAUAUCAGCUAUCGGACUCAACUAAAUACUAUCUUAACGACCUGGACCGUAUAGCAGAACCUGCCUAUCUGCCCACCCAACAAGAUGUGCUUAGAGUUCGAGUCCCAACAACAGGGAUCAUUGAAUAUCCAUUCGACUUACAAAGCGUCAUUUUCAGAAAUGGUUUGCUGAUGUCAGAUGAAGUUAUGAUACAGGUCUAUGGUUAUGAAGGCCCAACUGGAAAUAAAAAUGAUUUCAAUUUAAUUAUUUUUAACCGAAUGGAGGAAAGCAAAGCACUGUUUAGGACAAUUAUCACAUAUCCGUGGUUCCAGAACUCUUCGGUCAUUCUGUUCUUAAAUAAAAAAGAUCUUCUAGAGGAGAAAAUUAUGUACUCGCAUCUAGUUGACUAUUUCCCAGAGUAUGAUGGACCCCAGCGAGAUGCACAGGCGGCACGAGAGUUCAUUUUGAAGAUGUUCGUGGACCUGAAUCCUGACAGUGACAAAAUUAUCUACUCUCACUUCACAUGUGCUACAGACACAGAGAAUAUCCGCUUCGUCUUUGCUGCUGUCAAGGACACUAUCCUACAGUUAAACCUGAAGGAGUACAACCUGGUCUAACUGUGCCUAGUAGGCCCCCCAAAAUUCCCUUCGGGCAAUUGAAGAUAUACAAGAGGGACUGUAUUAUCUGUGAAAACGACUUGCAUAAUACUAAUUUAUUGCCGGCCUGGACUCUGUGAAUGUUCACAGAGUUUGUAGUAAAUAUUAUGAUUUUAUUUAAACUAUAUUGAGGAAAAACAAAAGAUGCUGAAAUACAUUCACAGCAUGUUUCCUCAUUUUUUUAGGCAAAACCUUGUGACUCAGUGUGUUUUAAAUUCUCAGUCAUGCACUCACAAAGGCUAGGGUUUUUUUUGCUAUUGAGGGAAAAUCAAGCUGAUUUCCCCUUUCCCUGACUCUUUCUUUCUCACUCUCUCCCUUUUCCUCCGCUGCAUUUUAUUAUUGUUUUCAAAGGUACAAUGGCCUUUUUUUUCCAGUUGCAUUCCUUGGCAAACUGUUUUCUCUACAGUGAUCUGAUCAGGAAAAUACUAUCAUCACAAUUUAAGCCAUCAAUCAUUCUAAUUUUACAGUAUGUACUUUUUCUGAAAGAUCAAAAGUAUUGAUACUGUGAUUUUAAAAUUCUUGACAUGGAUAUUUUGCAAACUGUCUUCACACUGUGGGCUAGGAUAUUGGGAUCAAAAACAGCAGUUGUAGUAACAUGGAUUUUAACUUUAGCUAUAACAUGGCAAAUCAGAACGAUGCAUAGAAGACAGUAAUAAAAUGACAAAGGCAAAAUGGGGAUGUGGAAUAUGAUCGAAUUUCUUUUUAAUUGCCAUGUGUCCUUUCUUCUUUCUUUUCUUUCAAAUCACAGAUGCCAAACAAAAAUGCCAUAGACACUACAUUUUCCCCAGCGGCUGCAGCCUGAAACAGU
Terrapene triunguis (Three-toed box turtle) is the source of this 2252-nucleotide messenger RNA. Its product is annotated as guanine nucleotide-binding protein G(q) subunit alpha-like. NCBI's taxonomy places the organism in Eukaryota, Metazoa, Chordata, Testudines, Emydidae. Gene Ontology annotation, biological process: adenylate cyclase-modulating G protein-coupled receptor signaling pathway; phospholipase C-activating dopamine receptor signaling pathway; action potential. Bases 362 to 1405 code for a protein of 347 amino acids. Gene Ontology annotation, cellular component: heterotrimeric G-protein complex. The transcript has 7 exons. Gene Ontology annotation, molecular function: G protein-coupled receptor binding; guanyl nucleotide binding; G-protein beta/gamma-subunit complex binding. The record is from RefSeq and is a predicted model, not a curated record.